AAAAUCUCGGUUCCCGCCCCCCAUUCUGUCGUCUGCUAUAGUUCCAAACUCGCACAGUGACGAAAAUAAAAUUUAAGGCAAUCAGCGCCUCUAGCGUCAAGAUUGUCAAGCCUUCCACCGAAGAAUGUUCCCACGGAUAGGAAAUAAGCGCAAUGGUCAAUGGUGAAACUAAAUGAAACCAUGUGGACACGAUGCAGUAGAUAAAACUCGCUAAAACAACCCAUUCGUGGUCAUUAUUUCUCGUUAACUGUGCAAUUUAUCCAAAAAUAUAGAAUCAUGUCUGUUAAUCCGACCAUAGAGGCUGAUGAUGCCUAUUUCAAAGGCUUAAUUGAUUACAUCCCACCACAGUUCUAUUUCGAUAAGGAAACUAGGGUUGAUCUAGCAGAGAGGAGGAGUCAAGAAUUGGAAGAGAAAUUUAAAGAUCAAGGUAAAAACAAGCGGAAUGGGUCAGUGUUGUCUGAUAAAGCCAAAAUCAAACGCUUAAAGUUCGACCCACAGCACCAGAGGACAGUCUCGCAGAUCAAGGAGAUGAUGCUGGAAAACAAAACAUUGACACAUGAGAAAAGUGAUGUCUCAGAAUCAGAGGAAGAACCUUUUACAAGUGUAAAAGAAAGAAAGAAGAAAAAUAAACCAAGAAAAAAAUUGGGAAAGAAAAAAGGGAGAUCGGAAUCUAUGAAUGAAUCUAAUACCAAGGAGGCAUUACUUGAAAAACUGCAUUCAAGAAUAGAGGCCUUCAAAAGUAAACGUACCUUGUCCGGAGAAGAAAUGAAAGAAAGAAAAAAAUUAAGGCGGAAAGAGAGCAAACUAAAACUAAAAAUGAAACGUAAGAAAGAUAAAAACCAGAAAUCAGUGCAAGGAGUUAAUGGUCAUGUCAUAGCAACGCCAAAAGGAGCUGCUGCAAAACCAAUCUUCAAUAAGGAGGGGAAAAUGGUGUUCAGUAAAUUUGAUUUUACGGAUGUAGGAGAUAAAGAGAAGUCAUCUAAUCCAAUGACUGGUAAAGAUUACAAGAAAUUAUUAGAAAAGGUGGAAAAACGGAAGCAGAAAAUUCAAGAAUUGAGUGAAAAAGACGCUGAGAAGGGCAAAAAAUUUCAGGAAAAAGUUGCCUGGGAAACAGCUCUUCAUAAAGCGGAGGGGGUCAAGGUCAAAGACAAUCCUGAACAUUUGAAACGGGCGUUGAAAAAGAAGGAAAAGAUGAAAGAACAGCGUAAAAAGAAAUGGGAGGAGAGAACAGAACGGACUGAAAAACAAUUGCAUGAUAAACAAGUGAAACGGAAGAAAAAUAUCUCCGCGAAGAAACAGUCGCGGAUUGAAAAUAAGAUUAAGAAGCAGAAAAAGAAGGGGCGGGUUAUCCCUGGUUUUUAAUUUUUCCAACUUCAGUGAAGAAUGUUCUUGCGUAAGAGGAAGCUAAAUUGUUCAUGGGGUAUAUCUUUACUACUUGAUGUCAUCCAUACAAUUUCAACAUCAAAAGAUUGGUAGCUACAUGAUAAAUUGCGAGAAUUGGUGAUGAUGUCAUCAAAGGUAUCAUCCUCAUUAGAAAAAGCUUGGAAAUUUUAGUAAACUGCCAUGUCAUAUAAAAUGUGAACAUAUUUUUAAUAUGAAAAAAAAUAAUAAAAUGACUAUUAAUAUGAACAGAUA
Lineus longissimus is the source of this 1635-nucleotide messenger RNA. RefSeq names its product surfeit locus protein 6 homolog. Gene Ontology annotation, cellular component: nucleolus. Gene Ontology annotation, molecular function: DNA binding; RNA binding. The transcript is spliced from 5 exons. Gene Ontology annotation, biological process: ribosomal small subunit biogenesis; ribosomal large subunit biogenesis. The record is from RefSeq and is a predicted model, not a curated record. Lineage: Eukaryota; Metazoa; Nemertea; Pilidiophora; Heteronemertea; Lineidae. Bases 277 to 1362 code for a protein of 361 amino acids.